Hibiscus syriacus is the source of this 405-nucleotide messenger RNA. RefSeq names its product LOB domain-containing protein 7-like. The record is from RefSeq and is a predicted model, not a curated record. Lineage: Eukaryota; Viridiplantae; Streptophyta; Magnoliopsida; Malvales; Malvaceae. The transcript is spliced from 2 exons. The coding region runs from base 1 to 405 and encodes 134 amino acids.
AUGUGCAGGCUCUUCGGGGUUCGGAACAUCAUGAAGCUCAUCGAGAAUAUUAGCUUUCGGCAGCGGGUCAUCGCCUUGAAGAUCAUCGUUUUCCAAUCCAAUAUGAGGGUGUUUGAUCCGGUGGGCGGUUGUUGUAAGUACAUACUCGAUUUGAACAUGCAGAUCGCUCGAUACCGGGCCGAGCUUGACCUCGUGAACCAACAACUAACCGUUUGUAAAGCGCCGUCGUCGAUGUUUGCUCAACCGCAACCGGUGCAGAAACAAAAGCAAGUGGUGGCGGUGGAAAACGGCGGUUUUUAUGUAUUCGGUUCGAUUAGUGCGAUGGGGAGAGUUCUGCGAAAUGAAUCUGCUCCAGAGGAGAUUCAUCCUUCACAGGGCUCUGAGGCUCGAAAUGAGCGACACUAA